This is a messenger RNA of Exserohilum turcica Et28A, 1239 nucleotides long. RefSeq lists its product as uncharacterized. The transcript has a single exon. The coding region runs from base 1 to 1239 and encodes 412 amino acids. Gene Ontology annotation, cellular component: ribonuclease H2 complex; nucleoplasm. NCBI's taxonomy places the organism in Eukaryota, Fungi, Ascomycota, Dothideomycetes, Pleosporales, Pleosporaceae. The record is from RefSeq and is a predicted model, not a curated record. Gene Ontology annotation, biological process: RNA catabolic process; ribonucleotide metabolic process.
AUGGCACGAACACGCUCCAAGCCCGCAAAGGCAUCGUCCCCAGCAGCCGCGCCAGAGCCCGCAACAUGCACAAAGACGCUGCCUGCAAGCGCCCCAAACCCCCCCAGACUCUUCGUGCUGCCCACGCACGCCUCGAGCAACGCGCGCAUAGUCACCCUGGACAACCCGGCGAAUCAAACACCCUCGAAAUACUUCUUCUGCCCCGAAAAGGGCUUCCAUGAAUUCACACGCAUCGCCGCGCCAAAGAGGGAUUGCCGCAGUUGGCUCAUUGCCGGCUCCCCCAGCGGAGAGGGCGCCACAGCAGAAGACAAGGAAGGCGGCGACGCUUCACGGAUAGGCAAUGGCUAUGUCAACAAGAACGCCCAUCUCUUCGUUGCAACCCCCAUCGACAUGCUCUUCCUGCUGCUGCCCGUUGUCGCGCCCAAAACAGCAAAAGACACCAAGCAGCACUUCCUCGCCCUGGACGACUACCUCGACAUGCUCUCGUCCUCGUCGCCGCACUGGAAAGCGCUGCUAGCCCAACACCCGGCGCUCAAGCCCAAGCUGGAGAAGCGGAUGCGCGCCGUCUGCGACACGGUCGACGCCGGCGACGAAGCCAUGUACCGGCUCUCUCUGACCAAGCUGCACGACGUACUCCUGCAGAAAGCCGAACGCAUGACCAAAACAGGGCUUCCCGCAUCGCUGGAAGAAAAGUUUAUCAAGUCUGCUCUGGAAAUCCCCGUCAUGAAUGUCAAGCGUGAGGAGAGUACGCUGAGUGCCGUGUCCACGACACAAGACGACACCACCACCACCACCACAAUAACAACAAUAAUACAAGAAGAGGAAAUCUCAACUACAACUCCCCCGCUCACCACACCCCCGGAAAUCCCCCAUCUCCUCCGCCUCCGCACAUGCCUCACGUACCUCACAACAGCGUACCUCGCCCCGCUGCUCCGCACCCUCCUGCAGCCCCAGCAGACGCCGCUCUUCACCCCGCUAACCGCCCACCUGUCUGCCAUUGCCGCGCUCAAAGCCGAGGCCGCAGCUCUCCGCAGCAUCACGGACAACGUGUCGCGCAAGCGGGCGGUGCUGGAAGACGACGACAAGAUGGCCGAGCGCGAGGAGAAGCGGCGGAAAAAAGAGGAAGACGACCGGAAGAAGAAGAUGGAGGGGCGCGCCAUCAAGCAGCUGAAAAAGGUGGAUACGAGCGGCAUGCGGAAGAUGAGUAGUUUCUUCACAAAGGUGGAGAAGAAGACGUAG